Peromyscus eremicus (cactus mouse) is the source of this 3234-nucleotide messenger RNA. RefSeq names its product syncoilin, intermediate filament protein (gene Sync). Lineage: Eukaryota; Metazoa; Chordata; Mammalia; Rodentia; Cricetidae. The coding region runs from base 111 to 1577 and encodes 488 amino acids. The record is from RefSeq and is a predicted model, not a curated record. Gene Ontology annotation, biological process: intermediate filament-based process. The transcript has 4 exons. Gene Ontology annotation, cellular component: neuromuscular junction; sarcolemma; intermediate filament.
GGGAUCUGGUGUCGGCUGCAGCUGGCAGUGCGGCGGACGCGGGCAGCGGCACAGCCGCCUGCGGAGCCGGCUAUUAAUAACGCUCCGGGCGAGCCCGGGGUCGGGCAGUCAUGGCCAGUCCGGAACCCCUGCGCGGCGGGGACGGCGCCCGGGCUGCCAGGGAAACGGGUACAGAGGCCAGUUUUCCUCUCCAAGACUCCGAAUCCCCGAAGGAGGCCAUGACUUUCAGCCCAGAGGCCACUCUAUCUUUGGAGGGGACUGUGAACCUAGAAGACAUUCUCUAUCUGGGGGACUCAGUGGACUUUGAAGAGAGUCUCUGCGUGGGAGAGGCUGAGAAGCCAGAGGAGACACUAUUUAUCGAAGAAUCGAGGCAGCCAGAGGAGGCUCUGGACCUGGAAGAGCCGGUGAGUCCAGAGGAGACCCUGCUUGUGGAGGAACCUGUGAGGCCAGAUGAGGAACAAUUUUCAGAGGAGCCUGUGGAGCCAGCUAAGAGCCCAAGCCCAGAGCAGACUGCUUGGGAGGGAGAGACGGUGGCCACGGAGGAAAGCCUUCCAGCUCCGCUGAGUCCCGGCACAGAGGAGACCCUCAGCAUGGAGGACCUGGAGUUGCUGGAAGGCCGUUUCCAGCAAUGUGUGCAAGCUGUAUCCCAGCUGGAAGAGGAGAGGGACCAGCUGAUCCAUGAGCUGGUGCUGCUCCGGGAACCAGCCCUACAGGAGGUGCAGCAAGUGCACCAGGACAUCCUGGCUGCCUACAAGCUGCACGCGCAGGCCGAGCUGGAGCGGGAUGGGCUCAGGGAAGAGAUCCGGAUGGUGAAACAGAAGCUUUUUAAGGUGACCAAGGAAUGUGUGGCCUACCAAUACCAGCUGGAGUGCCGUCAGCAGGAGGUGGCUCAGUUUACCGACUGCAGGGAAGCGCUGACCACCCGGGCAGCCCAGCUCUCCGGAGAACUGACCCAGCUGCGAGAUGCCUAUCAGAAACAGAAGGAGCAGUUACAGGAACAGCUGGAGGCACCCCCAACCCAGAGUGAUGGGCACUUUCUCCAGGAGAGUCGGCGGCUGUCGACCCAGUUUGAAAAUCUCAUGGCAGAGAGCCGCCAGGGCCUGGAAGAGGAGUAUGAGCCCCAGCUGCUGCGGCUCCUGGAGAGGAAAGAGGCAGGGACCAAAGCUCUGCAGGACACCCAAGCAGAGAUCCAAAAGAUGAAGGAGGCCCUGAGACCCCUCCAAGCAGAGGCCCGGCAGCUCCACCUUCAGAACAGGAGCCUGGAGGACCAGAUCACACUCGUGAGGCAAAAACGCAAUGAAGAGGUUCAACAGUACAGGGAGCAGCUGGAGGAGAUGGAGGAGAGGCAGAGACAGUUACGAAGUGGAGUGCAAGUCCAGCAACAGAAGAACAAAGAGAUGGAGCAGCUGAGGACCAGCCUUGCUGAAGAGCUUUCAACAUAUAAGGAUUGUUUAGAAAUGUAUGGCUGGAUCUGUAACCCAGAAACAACAAAGCAUUUAUAUCAAAGCAUCACUAGGGAUGGACUUUUCCCCAAACAGGAAAGAGUGCCAGCAUCUGGCAAGCAAUUCACCAUGUGAAAAUUACAAACGUUGCUUAUCUUGCCCACAAACAUUUUAGGGUUGGCUGGAAGCAGGAUACCAGUCACCUUUCAUCUGGAUUCUUUUCUGUAGGCUGUUAGUACUGAUCUUGAUGCACUGUGGAUGGACAAAUGAGCCUGUUAUCUUACAGAACAUUGGGUUAUGGAGUAUCACCACAUCUUGCAGCAUUGUGAAGGUUAUUUAUUGCUUUGUGCUGACCCAAACCAAGAACAUUUAAGGAAAAAGGUUGGGGUCAAAAGGCAGCCAGUCUUUGCUCUAUGGACCCACAGCUUCAAUACCUCUGAGGUAUGGGUACUAGAUCUCAAAAGACUCCUUUCACGAAGCCAUUUUUCCUUUAACACCCACACUCACACAAUUUACUCCUACAAGUGUCAGGAUAGCUAUUUUGUUGUUUCUUUUUCUUUUCUCUCUUUUUUUUGACACAGGGCCUCACUUACAGCCCUGGCUGGCCUAGAACUUACGUUUUUAGACAAUGCUGGCCCUGAACUCACAGAAAUCUGCCUGCCUCUACACUGCUGAGAUUAAAGACACGUCAGGCUUGGGGUUUUUUUUGAGACAAGGUCUCAAGUAAUCUAGGCUGGGGUUUCUAACUUGUUAUAUAGGUCAGGAUGACCUUGAACUUCUGAUCUUGCCUCUACUUCCCAACCACAGGGACUUCAGGUGUACGUCACCAAGUGUGACCCAAGACACCCCCCCCACACAACCCCCCCAGUGUAUCACCAUGUAGUGACAUGGCUGUCUUAGAACACAUCACAUAGACAAGGAGGACCUCGAACUCACUGAAAUCCACCUGCAUCUGCAUCCCAAGUGCUGGGAUGUAUCAUUACACCCAGCUUGAUAGUUUUUACUACACAAAAAAAACAAUGAGAACAGAAAUCACUUCAGAUUUUGGACCUGACACUUCAUUAUUCAGACUUUCCAGAAAUCAAAUGCUUUUGGAGGUGAGAGUCAUUUAGUCAGUUCAAGCAAAGUUGGUCAUUUUUAUCUAGUUAUCACAUAUGGUGAUAAGGGCACUCAGAUUCUUAAUUCCUACCUUUUAAAAGUAAGUAGGAGUCCCAGUGAAAAACACUGGACAGAUACAAGUUCUCUGGAACACGGGUAUAAUCUCUUUCAAAUGUAAACUGCCUUAAGUUGUCUAUCACACUGCCUUUGACAUCUUGGAAACUUGUACGGCUCUCUAGGAAGACUUAAAAAAAAGAUGUAAUUUUACCAAGACUAGUUUGUGUACUGUCUGGUAAUGCCUUUGCUUUCCCAGGCAGGAGUAAAGCUCUUCUUUUUAAUGGUUCUGGAUCUAUUAUGCUCAUUUUCAUCUUGGUAGUCAAGAGCAUGAAAAACAACUGUCACCUGAACAAACUCUCCUAGAAGCUGGAGAAUGGUGUUUGGUGGAUAUUAAAUAAAACCUACCAGUGCAGGGCAUCAUAGAAAAGCAAUUUAUUCCUUUAUAAGCACUUACACAGUUAGUCAUGGAGAGUAACAGGCCCGAUGCUGAGACAGGUCAACCAAAAUGGAGAGGGCAUCAAACUAUGGUGGUCAAGGACUAACCCCUAGAAAAGCAACUCUUAUCAAGGAUUAAUUUAAUUUUAAAAACAAAGACAAACUAGAAAUUCACUCUUUCUCAACUUGACAGUUCACCAGU